UGAACGUCAGAAGCUGACACAGAAGCUGAUGCAGGAGCCGAUGAAGAAGCCGAGGCAGGAACUGACGAGGCUGAUGCAGGAGCCGAUGAAGAAGCCGAGGCAGGAACUGACGAGGCUGAUGCAGGAGCCGAAGAAGAAGCCAAGGCAGGAACUGACGAGGCUGAUGCAGGAGCCGAAGAAGAAGCCAAGGCAGGAACUGACGAGGCUGAUGCAGGAGCCGAAGAAGAAGCCAAGGCAGGAACUGACGAGGCUGAUGCAGGAGCCGAUGAAGAAGACUGGCAAGGAACUGAUGAGGCUGAUGCAGGAGCCGAUGACGAAGACUGGCCAGGAACUAAUGAGGCUGAUGCAGGAGCCGAUGAAGAAGACUGGCCAGGAACUAAUGAGGCUGAUGCAGGAGCCUCCAAUAAAGAAGUCGACACAGGAGCCUUCAACAAAGGAAGCUGAGUGGUUUCUUCGGCAGACCGCCUUUGUCCUCAACUGCUAAAGGAGGAAAAAACAAAACACAAGAUGGGCAAAAGUCAGUGUCAAAGCAGCAAGAAGACAAUCUCAUCAGCACAGUGUUUUGAUAUUGUGUGUAAUUGAUUUAUUUAUUAAUAAAAGAUUUAUGCUA
This is a messenger RNA of Danio rerio (zebrafish), 610 nucleotides long. The record is from RefSeq and is a predicted model, not a curated record. NCBI's taxonomy places the organism in Eukaryota, Metazoa, Chordata, Actinopteri, Cypriniformes, Danionidae.